Molecule: messenger RNA, 1890 nt
Organism: Lingula anatina
Lineage: Eukaryota; Metazoa; Brachiopoda; Lingulata; Lingulida; Lingulidae
Product: guanylate-binding protein 2-like
Molecular function (GO): GTPase activity; GTP binding
Source: RefSeq, a predicted model, not a curated record
AUGUCCACCACACACCAAGAGCCGUCAUCACCAGUGGGACUGAAGCCGUAUAUGACAGAGCCGCAACCGUUGCUGACUGUAGAUAGUAACGGAAAAUUGCAGCUAAACGAGGACACCAUGAGGACCAUAGAAAACUGCACUCAGCCGGUGGUGUGCGUGGGGGUUAUCGGACCCGCCCGCACCGGGAAAUCGUUGCUGAUGAACCGUCUUCUCGGACGGCAGUCAGGUUUUGAUUUAGGGUCGACUCUCGACUCCAAGACCAAGGGGAUAUGGGCCUGGCUGGUACCACACCCAAAAGAUGCCAAUUUGUCUUUGUUACUGUUGGAUACUGAGGGUCUGGCCCACGCCGCGGACGGAUGCUGUGAUAGAGAAAACUAUAUAUUUGUUCUGACUGUUCUGAUCAGCGGGUGCCUGCUGUAUAACUGCCAAGGGGUGUUCGAUGCGGAAAAGGUGGACAAAUUGGAACUUAUUGCAAACCUGUCGCAGCACAUGGUGGACAAGAUGGGUUCUGGCCGAGACACAGACGUGCUGCAAUUGUUUCCAGCGCUGUACAUCGUUGUGCGAGACUUCACGCUCGAGCUUGUCAUGGACGGGGAACGUUGCAGUCCUGAUGAGUACCUGGAACGCUGCCUGAAGACAAAAUUUGGCCACAAUAAGGAAACAAGAACCCGCAAUGCCACCAAAGACGCCGUGAAAUCCUAUUUUCCAAACAGAGCGUGUUUCGUUUUGCCCCGCCCGACCGAAGAGGAAAAGCUUAGCGCUUUAGAGGAACUGGGAGAGGAGGAUUUGAAACCAAAUUUCGUCAAGGGGGUCAACGAUAUAUGCGACAGGAUCCACAAAGAGGUGAAACCUAAAUCUAUUCAAGGAAAGGUGUUCAUUGGUAGAGUGCUCGGCACGCUGAUACGAGACUGCCUCAAGGCAUUUGAAAGCGGUUAUAUUCCAACAGCCCUGAGUACACUGGAGGCUCUUUCCAAAACUGAAUGUAGCAAAGGUAUAGAAGCCGCUCUGGAAAUGUAUAGGGCCUCAAUGGACGUGCUGAAAGAGGAUUUCCCUGUGACAGAGGAACAGCUGGUCGGUCACCACUACGAGACAUUUGAAACUGUCGUAAAACCAGAAUUUGAUAAAUACGUAGUUUUCGACGACAAGGCAGACGGGUUCAGAAAAUUAGAGGAGGCCAUCGCCAAUCAUUACAAAUAUCUCCGAAAAAUCAAUGAGGAGGAUUCGAGAGCACUUUGCCAACAGAUAGUCAAAACACUGCACGAGGUUUGUGUUCUGACCGCUUUCGAAGAAAACUCGUAUACUGGCGAAUAUGGCCUUAAGCGCUUUGAUGAGGAUGUGGAGAAGGUUUUCUGUUGGUUUGGAAGAUACUCCCAUAAAGGCCCACCAGAAAUUGUCUCGGCAGCAUUAGAGGAAUAUAAGACUAAAAUCGGGGAUCUCAGAACGACCAUUGAAGUAAACGCGACGGAAAUUGCCAGAAAAAAUGAAGAAAUUGAUGAACAGCAACGCAGAGCGAUUCAUGCAGGGGAGCAGCGAAAAAAAUUAGAGAGAAAUUUCGACGAAUUUAAAACCCAAGUACGCCGUAAAGAAGAGAGAGAUCGCCGCCAAUUGAAAGAACUGACAACUAAACUUGGAGAUUUGCGUUUGCAACACAAAGAAGAAAUGCUAGAAGUGCAAAGAAAAGCCAAGUGGCAGGAUAUGGAAAUGCAACGCGCCAAUCUACAACUUCAGCACAGCCUAGAAAUCCAGAAAGAACGCAAUCAAGAACAAAGAGAAACCGAAAGGAAUUUAAAAGAAAGGAUGCAGAUGCUCAAGCGACAAAACCAGAGAUUAGAAGUUUGUUUAGAACAGUUACAGGAGAACGAUAGCGACGAAGAUUGUAUCAUAAUGUAG